AUGGCUGUCAGCAGUGGUCAUAUUUUUUAUCUUUGCCUGUUUGGCUUACUGUUUUUCGUAGAAGAACAUGAGGUAAUCUCAUUUAUUUGUUUAAAUUUUGUAAAAUAUAUAAAACAUCCGCAGCCAAUUUCCGUUCAAAGGGGCAAUGCAGAAUACAGUCUAGAAUCGCUGGAUACCAGAUGUGAUCAUGAUUUCGUGGAAUACUUCCAUAGGGUGCCUGACUCUAAGAUUCUAUAUACUUUUCGUGUCGUUAAAUUGGCCCCAGCUUUUACCAUCACUAUAACAAUUAAAGUGCUCAAGACACAUCGCAUUAUGUACAAGAUAGAAAACUUCAAGGGUUGCGAAUUUCUUAACAAUCCAGUACCUUUCAAAGUAUUCGGCCAAAUUUACAAGCAGCUGGUGGUCAAUGGCAGGUACUUCGAGUGCCUCAUUUAGCCAAGGGUUUACUUUCUAAAAAAUGAGGGUUUGGUGUCCACGAUUUUCAACAUCCAUCCACCUGGACGCUUCCAACUAACGAUGCGGUUAAAAAUACAAAAAUGCUCAUUCGUUAUGGAGCUGUUGUGA
This is a messenger RNA of Drosophila mauritiana, 564 nucleotides long. RefSeq lists its product as uncharacterized. The record is from RefSeq and is a predicted model, not a curated record. Lineage: Eukaryota; Metazoa; Arthropoda; Insecta; Diptera; Drosophilidae.